AUGGCUACCUGGCCACCAAAUGCGGCAGCAUUUGCAAAGAUCAAAGGGCCCCCAGAAGAUGAGGCUGAUCCACCGGAGCCUGACUCCACGAGGUCCCCGGAACCGGGUCCGGACUCGCUUCCAGAAUCGGAGCGAGACUCGACAUUCGAAGCACCGGAAGAGUUGAGUGAACCGGAUUCGACAGCCUCACAGAAAUCCAAAGGCAAGUCCAAAAGCAAAAGACAGAAGAAACAGAAGGUGAAGAAGCAAGAUAGGCAGGCAUCAGCAAUAUCGAAGCCUUCUCCAGAACCAUCAGAAAGCCCUACCCAUGCGCCUGCGGGACUUCGCUCCUCGGAAGACAUGACCAGAUUAGUGACUCCGCAUUCCAACUUUGUAAAGCUUCAGUCAUUUCUGGCCAAGGAGCAGGAGAACCCUGGCUGGGUGACCCGCAUCGAAAGAAUCAUGAGGUCCACAAAGUACGAUGUCUCCACUGGAGCCAUCAUCAUGGCAGAUGUCGGACUCAACUGGAUGGACAUUGAUAUCAGGGCAUCGGGUGAAAACACACCCACCUGGCUAGAGGUUUGUGCGACGGUAUGUUUAGUCAUCUACUCCGUGGAAAUGCUGACCGUCACUAUACUUCGUGGUCGACGAGUUUUUCAAGAUCGAUGGUUUGCACUGGAUAUCGUAAUUGUCGGAUCUGGCUUUUUGCAGCUUUUCCUGAGUGCCAUCGGCAUCUCUUUAGAUGAGGUUGCCCUCUUGCGGGUUUUGAGAGUAGUUCGCAUCAUGAGGCUCUUUCGCCUAUUCCGCAAAUUUCGCUUCCUCAAGGAGCUCAGGAAGCUCUUGAAGAUGACGGGGCUAUGUUUUAAGACCCUCUGCUGGUCUUUCCUAUUUUGCUUCGUUAUCAUGACCUCUUGGGCGAUGCUAGCUGUGGAGUUGCUGAGCCCGUAUAUGUCAGACAUGAUUGAGACAGGAAUUUGGAAGGACUGCAAGUUCUGCGAGAAUUCUUUGCAGUCAGUGCUGAAUGCCAAUCUUCUAAUCUUCAAGACCGUGGUUGCUGGUGACAGUUGGGGCGAUGUUGCAGUGCCAUUGAUCGAACAUCACCCAUGGCUUGCCACUGGAAUAUUUGUCGGCUCUCACCUUACCAUUGUCUUUGGCGUGCUCAACUUGGUAGUUGCAGCGGUGGUGGACACAUUCGCAGAACAGAGAAUGCGAGACGUGACCACCAUGGCCAUGGAAAUGGAUGAAGAUGCUGAAGAAGAUUUACGAGACCUGGACCGGAUGUUCCUUCAGAUUGAUGCGAACAAUGAUGGGACAUUGACUUUCGAUGAACUCCUGGAAGGUGCGAUGAAAGUGCGAGAGUUUCAAAACCGGUUGCGGGUCAUGGACAUAGACCAGAACGACUUGCAGCAGCUCUUUCUGAUGCUGGACCAUGACGGUGGUGGAACCAUUGAUCCCGACGAGUUCAAGAAAACCUUGUCAAGAUGGGCUUUCGACUCCAAGACGACUACGCGCUUCGUCCGCUACAACUUGCAGCAGUUGAUGAAUGAUCAUCAAACUGCUGCAACGAAGAUAGCGAAGAUGGAAGCACGUCUUGAAGCGGCCAUCUCAUCUACAGAACGCCAUGUGCACCAUCGACAGCAAAUAGAGCGCCGCAAGAAGAGGGGCCGCACAUCAGCAGGUCGAGCAGGCGAAUUGGGUCACCAACACUGUGAGAUGCAGUCAUCGUCCAUAGCGGUAAAUUAG
This is a messenger RNA of Cladocopium goreaui, 1722 nucleotides long. The record is from the annotation of a GenBank genome assembly. Lineage: Eukaryota; Dinophyceae; Suessiales; Symbiodiniaceae.